Messenger RNA from Gregarina niphandrodes, 240 nucleotides. RefSeq names its product small nuclear ribonucleoprotein F. Gene Ontology annotation, biological process: spliceosomal snRNP assembly; mRNA splicing, via spliceosome. Gene Ontology annotation, cellular component: U1 snRNP; catalytic step 2 spliceosome. NCBI's taxonomy places the organism in Eukaryota, Apicomplexa, Conoidasida, Eugregarinorida, Gregarinidae. Gene Ontology annotation, molecular function: RNA binding. Bases 1 to 240 code for a protein of 79 amino acids. The transcript has 2 exons. The record is from RefSeq and is a predicted model, not a curated record.
AUGAGCCUCCAAGGUGAACGAAUAGCUGUGCGACUUAAAUGGGGACUUGAAUAUAGAGGCAAACUUGUAUCAUUCGAUCGGUAUUUCAAUAUUCAAUUAGACCAAGCCUCGGAGUGGAAGGGUGGUGAAUUUGCUGGUGAAUUAGGUCAAUUGUUUAUACGUUGUAAUAACGUGUUAUGGGUUAGAGCAGACAACUCACAACCAGUUGGCGAAGAAGAAACUGGAGAAGUCAAAGAAUGA